AUGUUUGCUAUGAACGCUGUCGUGAAUCUCUGGCGGGACAAGAUUGGAGUGAAUGAUGAUGGCUGGGUCAGCAAUGAGGGAUAUGCAGAUGCUGUCAAGACAACAAAGCGGCUCAAAGAUGAGCUUUUAGGGGAGAUGAUGGGAGGUAAGGGUGAUGAGGAGGAUAUCAAUUUGUUACAUAAGGGCUGGCCCUUCCAGGACCAUGAGGAAGUCGAUUAG
Coccidioides posadasii C735 delta SOWgp is the source of this 219-nucleotide messenger RNA. The record is from RefSeq and is a predicted model, not a curated record. Lineage: Eukaryota; Fungi; Ascomycota; Eurotiomycetes; Onygenales; Onygenaceae.